UCUCUCUCUGUUUCUCUCCUUUUUUGUCUCUCGAGUGUUACAGGAGCUGCUCAGUCGGAUAGAUGAGAAUCGUAGCUCGUGGGCAUUUCGUUGAACAAAGCUUGGACGUUGAUCUUCUCCGAAAAUCGGUCUUCCCUCUCAUAGAAUACGCUGAGAACGAUUCAGAGUUCGCCUACGAGAAUCGUUUUUUAUAAUGGAACGGCCACGGGCGACAAUCGCUUCGGAACAGAGUACUUUAAAUCGUUCUCGAACUACCGUGUCUUUAGGUAUUCAGCGCUGAUCCUCCGUGACAGUUCGAUCGGACAAAACAACGCGAUUCAUUACACCUGGCAACAGAUGCUUUCAUCGAUUCGACUCGAUACUGACCUUUCUUUCGAUGUCGACUGACGAAAGACAACGCGGGAUCUUCCCUUCUCUUAUCUUUACGUUUAUCUUGAUCGUUUAAAAGCUCGUUACAUCUCGUCGCGACGUAUAUGUAGAGAUCUCGACUCCAUCUUCUUGACGGUGCAACGGAAAGACGUAAAUCGCUACCAAAACAUUACCGAUUCUUCGAUACCCGAAUUCGGAGUCAGAAUGCACAGGCUGUUUCCGAAAUAGAAAACCAAAUUAAAACAUUUUCUUAACGAGUUCUAUACCUCGGUGGAAGCAGACGUGCGUGACAAGACACGCAGUAGUAAAAGUCAUCCAGGAUACCUGCAAACUACAUAGGACAUUAUGUAGUUUCCUACUGCAUAAUACAAUAAUACGGAGUAACUUCUAAUAAUGUUUAAUCGAAAGGUCCAAGUAACAACUUUAAAUUGUCAAUAUUAUCUUAACGAUAUGUUCAUACUUUCCAAACUUCGUUCCUCUUUCUUUCGUGUUCGUUGUUUCAUUUAUUAUGUUAAAUGAUCGGCGCAAUUUUCCUUCCAUUUUCAUCUAUUAAUUAUUCUAUCACAUUAAAUUGGUGGCGGCGGUCAUCGGUGACCCUCCCAUCAAUAUGGUAACGAGUUACAAAUCUAUACUAUCGUGUUACAAUCCACAGCGUGUUAACGCGAACGUGAAAAUGGGUACAUAUACUAGAACGCGUUAUAACAAUUAUUAAUGACGUAAUCAUUUAACUUUCCAAUUUAUGCUUUCAAUCUAUUACCUUACAUUAUUAUUGCCCUAAUAACAAUGUUGUAUUAUUGUAAACCAUAUAUUCUAAUUUUCCAACGCCGAUCAUAAGCGAACAUGAUACAUUAGCCAUGAUCCUAUCAUUUGUUUUUCAACGUUAACACUAGAAUAUUACCUAAUGUACUCUAAUGUACUCUAAGCUGCCUGUAAUAUAUUAAUCAUUUAUCGAUCGAAAAAUGUAAAUAAUUCCGAAAUAAUUUCCGAAGCGCUCAGUAUACACGGACGAGUUUUUGCAUUAUGGAAAUCCACGAGACUUUACGACUUUUCAAAGAUAUCGCGUACAUUUUCUUAUCUCGGUUUAAGGCUCUCCGAGAAAACGUUUAUCUCCGUGGCGUGUAAAGAGGAUGGAUAGACUCCGCGAAAUCAGCAAUGAUCUCGCUCCAUACCGAGAUACGUCCGUUGCCAACCUUUCCAUCCACCCUUACGCUCGCGUGAAAUAUUUAUACGAGCAUGUAGAUAGAUCCAAAGGAAAGGGUAUUUUCGGUGAAAUCACGGAACGCGAUGAUCAAUACCGAUUUCAGCUUACCUGCUAAAUAAAUCGAGCCGCGAAAUUUCGUUCGAUUCGUGUUCGCGUUCGAUCGCAUCGGGACGAAUAUCGGUAACGAAAGAGUAGGCAGCAACCAUGAAAUCAUGGUUUGCGCCGUAUCGGACUGUUUCACCCGAUGGGAACGCGAAAUCGGACACAAGUUUUUCUUAUUCUUCGCGAGCGUUCUGCAUUUUCAAAACGUUCUGGGGAAACAAGACGAAGGAUCGGACGAAAAAUAUGACUCGGUUAUGCCGAGUAUAGAGUCGACCCAAUUUUUCUCUGUAUUUCUUUUUUCACUUACUCGAUGCUCGAGAAUUACCGACGUACGCGUCGAAUGUCGGUCGCUUCAAACGAGAUUCGCAAAAACUAGAAGGUAGUCGCGCGGGGAUCGGUCCGACCAAUCGUUUCUUUUUCUACUGCGAGAAACUCUCUUCUGGUUCGAAGAUAAACGAACGAAAAUAGAAGGGAAAAAAUAGGGAUGGCAGGCUACGAGUUUAAGGGGUUGUUUAAACGUUUAUAUGUUAUUGGCUCGAGAAAGCCCCUUUCCCCAUCUGUUCGAAUUCCAGCAGAUCGACUAGCAUCCUUCGAAUUUCGUAUUUAGCUUUCAGAUUCUUUUCCCACGGAUAUCAACCGUGCUCUUUAUCCUCGAUUUAACGUCCAACUACUAAUAAUAUACGUCUUAACGAUAACGUUCGUUCGGUAAGCAACUAUCAAAGAAUCUUGAAACACUCGACGCGUUCGAUCGCCGGACAUUAAAAGGUUAGGUUUCCGCUUCUACAGUUUGUCUCUGCAAUUAUUUUCAAGCUAUUUCGAUAGCGUUUACAUUUUCACCGGACCUGUUAACGAUUAACGCGCGUGAAUUAUUAGUGUAGGAAAUUGCAUUAUAGAAGGUUAAGCUUCGUUCAUGAUCGUGUCAUUAUUCUCCUAUGAAGUGUGCACGAAUUUGUAUGUUGAAAAUGAGUCUUCAAGUACCUGCGUACACAUAAAAGGAACCUGGAACAGGUUUUUUAUCGCUUGUUUCGAAACGAGCGAGUUCACCGAAGCAGGAAACGAGAAGCGUACGUGCACGAUGCCAGAUAGCGUCUCGUCAAAGGAUAAAGCCGGACCAGCAGCUAGCGGUUCGUCGCCGUCGUCGUCGUCGUGGUCGUCGGGCCAAAACUCACGGGAACCUCGUUCGAUUUUACACUUUUAUACGAGACCGGUCGCAGUCACGAUUUCCGCGUUGUUCCGGUGGCCGAUCGCGCGCGUCCUCUGAUUCCUGCUCGAAAAUAGAAGCAACGGAGAGUGCGGUGAACGCGUAGUUUCUUUGCGAACGAAAUCGUUCGUUCCGCAGCGGUACACGCGGAGAACGCAACGCGGUCAAAUGGAUGGGAACAUUAUCAAAUGGAUGCAAAUAUAUUAACAGGCGAUAUUCGAGGACGUUUAGCCGUUUCUUAACUUACCUAGCUGACUCGACACCUUAAUCUCGCGGUCGGUGGUCGAACCGAACUGGAACGAGCGGAACGGAAGAGGACAGGCAAAGCCAGAAGGCAGAAAAAACAGCCGAAAUCCAGCCGGGAGACUCCUAAUGUUUCUCAACGACAUGAAGCUGCUAAUGUUCUUAGCGGUAACGGGCUGCCUGUUGGGUUACUGCCAAACGGAUGAAAAAGUGUCGUUUUACGGAGCCAGCUACAUUCAUCUUCCGGUUCAAGAGGCCAAGGGUGCGACCGACAUCAGCUUCCGGUUCCGAACUCGUCUCGCGGACGCGAUGCUGCUAUUGGCCGCUGGCAAGACGGAUUACUGCCUGAUCAAACUCGAAGCCGGCAGAUUGAAGGUACAUAUUAAUCUCGGUGCCGGCGAAAGCGAGAUGGCCAGUGCGCGUGGACUAACGUUGAACGACCUGAAUUGGCACGAGGUGAAUCUGACCAGAAGAGAAGCCAACAUAACUUUACAAAUCGACGUGAUACACACGACCAGAUCACUUCUACCAGGGCGUUUCUUCGAGUUGAACAUACACUAUGGUGUCUUCAUCGGGGGACAGGGUGAUUUCAACGAGCUAUUUCUAGGACACACAGAUUACUUGAGAGGCUGCAUGGCCGACAUCGUGUAUAACGGAGCUAGAGUAAUAGAAUUCGCGAAGUCAAGAAAGGGUCAGUCCGAGGCUACCGCCGUAACGUGGAGUUGCUCGCCGGAAUUCGACGCUACAAGGAACGCGGAAGUCAGUUUCGUCGAGGAUGGCGCGUUCACGGCGAUUCCAAGACUCAUUCCACGCUCCGGUUCAAAAUGGGAGUUCGAGUUGAAGAGCGGCGCAGAGACCGGUCUAUUGCUGUAUAACACCGGUCAAUCGCCGUACGCCGAUUACCUCGGGAUCGAGUUAUUCGAGGGUAAAAUACGACUUCUGAUGAACAGAGGGAACGGACCGACCGAAUUGAUACACGACACACCGGUGGCCGACGGCAAAUGGCAUCGGGUGGUCGUUGUUUUUAAUCCAAGCGGAAUAGGGAUCACCGUCGACCGGCAAGAAAAAACGAUCACCCUGCCAUCUGGUGGAAAUCGCUACUUAGACCUGGCGGACACCCUCUACAUCGGCGGCACAGAAUUGAACAAACGAGCCAGGGCGCUAGGUAAAGGACUGAAGUCCGGUGACGUGAGUUACAAGGGCUGUUUGAGGAAUAUGCUGCUGGACAACAAGGAACUAGGUCUACCGGACGUGAAGAUCAGCCAGGGUAUCGUGGUCGGUUGCGUUUGGGGCUUUCCCUGCGUAGACGCUGAUCCCUGUGUUUCCGGUGCCACUUGUUCGCAGCUGGGUGUCAGCUCCUUCAAAUGCGAUUGCGACCAGGCAUUGUGUAUCAAGCCAAAUUAUGCCGAAGAUUACAAGGUUUAUUCGAAGGCGAAUUUACCCGCGAACCUAGAGAUACUUUCCUUAAGCCCUCUAAUGGUGUCGGAGGGGGAACACGUGCUGGUGACGAGCGAUAACAUUGCCAUGGUACUAGACAUCGCUAAAUAUGGGGUAGAAGAGGACGGUGUUAUAUUCACCUUGGUAACGCCGCCCGCCCAUGGAACAUUGGCUCUGGACCUCUUAACGACCAGAACCGAGCAAACCUUCACUCUUCAGGACGUUAAUCAAGAUAAGAUACGAUACAUGCACGACGGUAGCGAAACCACAGAGGACAGUAUGAUCCUGGAAGUGACGUUGAUGGCAGGAGCUGGUUACACGUUACCAGGUUACCUCCAAGGUCGACUCAGAUUUCCGCUUCAUGUCAACGUUACGCCCGUCAACGAUCCACCUUUGCUCGAAAUAUCGACGGCGAAAGUGUUACGAUUGGCUCAAGGAACAAGGAAAAUUUUGACGAAAGAAUUAAUCUGGGCGAUCGAUGCCGACACACCGUCGGACAUGUUGGUUUACACGGUAUUACGCACGGACGCCGACGCCGGCUACGUCGAGAAGGUGACUCAUCCGUCGCGAGCCAUCGACACGUUUACCCAGGCCGAAUUAAUGCAAGGAUUAAUCGCAUACGUGCACCGUGGAAACGCGAAAUCGAACGCGAAGCUGGACCUACGGGUCAGCGACGGAAUAGAGAGUAGCCAACCAGCCAGUCUAAGAGUGGCGGCUCAUCCUCUGGAAAUCAAACUGAUGCACAACACAGGAUUGGUCGUCGUUCAUCGAUCGUUCUCCUACUUGACCCCGGCGAAUCUCUCGUUCACCACCAAUUCCGACGACAGCACCAUCGACAUACGUUACGAUAUCGUGUCGCAGCCUCGAUUUGGCACGAUACAAAAGCUGAAGGACGUCUCGAGCAGCUGGACCAACGUGGAUCAUUUCAGCAGCAGAGACAUCGAGCUACACGCUAUACGAUACCUUCACAACGAGGGCAGUCCGAAUCAGGACGAAUUCAAGUUUCAAGCGAGCGUCAGAGAAGCGAGAACGCAGCAUACUUACGACUUCCGCGUCACCUUCAUAGAUCUCGAAUUGAAAGAAACGAAAAGAGCCUCGGUUAACUUCACUAACGUGGCCGAGGUGAUCAUAACCGGUAAAAAUCUGAAAUACCAAACGAAUCCACUGAUUACAGCUUCGAACAAAAUUAUAUUUACCAUGUUGACGGGACCAAGAUACGGCAAUCUGUUUCUAUCGAAUAGAAGACUAGGAAUUACCGACACUUUUACUCAGGAAGACGUGGACUCCGGUAAAUUGAGAUAUCGGUUAUAUAAGAGGGCUUAUUCGACGAUCCUGGACGAGUUCGGUUUCAAAGUAAGCGCACCGCAAUGCAUCGAUCUACAUUCGAGUCUCAAGUUCAGACACUACCUCGGUAAGAACGCGAAGCCGUUGGACAACGUCGAGACGUUGACGGUGAACGAAGGAUCCAAAGCACUCGUUCGAAUCCUGCAUACCAAUCCGAAAGAUUACGGUGUCGCUUCGCUGGUCUACAAUCUGACUAUGAAACCUCGCCACGGUUGGUUAACCGUCACCAACGACUCCAGAUCUUACACGAGAAACGACACCGAUCAUUUCACGUCCGAGGAGCUGCUCUCCCAAAGGGUCUACUAUGUCCACGAUGAUUCGGAGACUCGAGAGGACUCGUUUCAGUAUAUGGCGAUCGCUUCGGACUCGGUGGAUUUCAUGUACGUCGGUCUGUUUCGCGUGAACGUGAGCAUGAAAAACGACAACGCGCCGGAACGCACGGUGAACAAAGUGUUCCACGUGGUGUCCAACGGCGAGAGAUUGCUGACCAACAAGGAUCUAGCGUACGCGGACAAGGACGUGGACACGAAGCCUAGCGAAUUGAUCUACGCGAGGAGGGACAAACAGAAGUACAGAUUGUACAGAGUGUCAAAUCUGACGAUGCAGAUCCACGAGUUCAGUCAACAGGAGAUCGACGACGGUCGCAUACUGUUCAAACACCAGGGGGAGGAGAACGGUAAAUUCGAGUUCGGAGUGACGGACGGAUACUUUUACGUGACAGGCGUCCUCGAGAUUCAGGCUGGUGCUCCUUACGUGAUGCUGAAAGAGAACAACGGAUCCGUGGUACAAUUCAAUCGAUCGAUCGCCUUACGACCCGACCAACUCGGCGUCGAGACGAACGUCUACGUUUCCGACAAGGACAUUCGAUACACGAUACUGAAGAAACCGAAGCACGGCCAGCUACUAGUACACGGCAAGGAAACAAACGUGUUCGUCCAAGAGAAUCUCCGCGAUGGAAUAGUAUUGUACAAGCAUCUCGGUGGCUCGUUGGCCAAGGACGACUUCGAGUUUAGAGUAUCGGUGAAAGGAGCCGAAACGGAAGGCGUCUUCCCCGUCAAAGUGUACCCGGAGAGCUAUUGGCAGCCCCUGAUCGUUCAAAACAACAAAACCAUCUUCGUGGAGGAGGCUACCAGCGUUUUGCUGUCCAGAAAGAGCCUCGAAAUCAUGCAUCCUAAGAUACCGGAGUCAGAGAUCGUUUAUUUGGUAAAGGAAUGGCCGCAAAACGGUUAUCUGGAGCUGCAGAUCCACGACGAGCACAGCGAGGAGACUCGAGACGAUUACAUCGGCAACGCGGUCAAAUCUUUCAGCCAAGCUCACGUGAACGAGGCUCGCGUUUUCUACGUACAAUACGUGAUUAAUCAGACGAACGACAAAUUCGUGUUCGACGUAACCAACGGGAUCACUUGGUUGAGAGACCUGAGCGUGAAUUUCGUGAUAGUACCGGACAAAUUGUACGUCGAAGCGAAGAGUCUGGUCGUGACCGAAGGGAAGAGCGCGUUUCUCGACGAAUCCAACUAUUCUAUCCUUACUCCUUACUAUUCCGGGAAAGUGACCGACUAUCGUGUCAUCGAGAAGCCAAAACAUGGAACCAUUCUAGACACGACGAAGAAUUCUCAAGCGAAGAAGUUCUCGCAGAAACACCUGACUGCCGGUAUAAUAUCGUAUAAGCAUAACGGAGACGAGUCCUCGAAAGACUCGUUCAAGAUGGUUCUCGUUGCUGGGGAUAAAAUCAGCGAACCGUUCGAUGUUUGGGUGAUCGUGCAACCCGUUAACGACGAACUACCUGUACUGGUCAAUAAGACAGGACUGACCGUCUGGCAAGGUGGUUCGAUCGUGUUAACGUCCGACAGUUUAGCAGCCGUUGACAACGAUACCGCCGCUCACGACAUAACGUUUAACGUGACCGGGAUUAGAAACGGAUUCAUCUCGUUGAAAUCAUCGCCGGAUACGGACACGUACAAUUUUACUCAGCAGCAGAUCGACCAACUGAAUGUGAUGUUCACGCAUACGAAUGGAACCGAUGCCGAAUUUCGUUUCGUCCUGAACGACGGAGUGCACACGACCGAUUCUUACACGAUUCCGAUAACCACCAAGCCAGUUCGUUUGUCCAUCGAACGCAACGCCGCGCUGAACGUUUUUCCUCUGACCAGGAAAUUGCUAUCGAACAAAUCGCUGCUUACGAAAUGUUUGGACCACGAGCGAGAAAUAAAGUACGCGAUAAAAAACGGACCACAUCUUGGCAAGAUCAUCAUGGAGACGAGCGAAGGUGCAUGGUUGAACGUUGAUCGAUUCACGCAAAAGGAUAUCAACGAGAGCAAAGUGUUUUACGAGCACACCAAACAGUUCAUGGACCUGUCCGCCAACGAUUCGUUCACGUUCGACGUGGAAGCGCACUUCACGGAAUCCUUAACCAAUCAGGUAUUUCAAAUAGACAUUUCCGUCUCGAGCGGCGGACUGGAUCGGUACAUCUCCGCGAAGAACGUGAGAGUCGAAGAAGGUGGUUCGGCUCAAAUCGUGAUGAACAUCAGUGGAAUCGUGUCGUUUCUCCAAACUCAUGCUGGUAUCGAGAAUCCGGCGGUACUCUCGAAACUGGUUAGUCAACCUAACCACGGUCACGUGAUGUUUCUUCCGGACGUGAACGUUACCACUUUCUCUCAACCCCAAAUCGAAGGUGGAAAGAUCACCUAUUACCACGACCACUCGGAUACCUUGGAGGAUCGUAUUCAUUUUUCUCUCUACCUAACACCGGGUCACAUUCUCCUAUGCAACGCCACCAUCUUGGUCAUAAUCGAACCGGUGAACGACGAACCCUUCAAGUUGAUAACGAACGCUCCGUCCAUCACGGUCGUUCAGAAUCAGAACCAAACUAUAACCAGAGAGAACUUACUGACCAUCGACCCGGACACUCCGUCGGAAGAAAUUAUAUACCAAUUGAUAUCCGAACCUACUUACGGUCGUCUGUUGCUGCUACCGUUUAACGAGAAUGUUUCGGAGGUGCGUCAGGUGGACAAAUUCAGUCAACACGACGUCGACUCGAACCGACUGGUUUUCGAGCAUAACGGUCCGCUUCAAGCAGCCUCCUUUUACUUCAGAGUGUGGGAUGGCCAUUUUAAUCCCACGUACACCUUCUUCAACGUUUACGUUCUACCCAUCAAGCUGAAUGUCACUGUCCCGGGUCCGGUGAAUCUGCAGCAAGGUUCGAACGUAGCCGUCAUCUCGGACAGUAACGUGAAACUAGACACUAACGCUAGACAGGACUUGGUGGAUUAUCAAGUAACGAAUGGACCAAAGCACGGUCUAUUAUACGUGCGCGAUAUAAAAUCAGCAACAGCUUUCAAACAAACGGAUCUGUCGUCGAAGAGCGUGAUGUAUAUGCAAAUGGACAUGACCGUUUCGAACGACAGCUUGGAAUUGACUGCCCGAUUGAGCGGAUUCGAGCAGAAAUACAUACGAAUCGAGAUCAAGGUGGUACCAUUGAUGAUCGUCAACUCCAUGAUAGCUCUGGCGGGUGAGAAGACGCGGAUAACCCUGCAACACAUGGACGCUACACCGUUGGCCAAAUUGACGGGUAGCAAUCCCGUCUACAGGAUCAUCAGGAAGCCGAAAUUCGGUAAAAUAAAGAGAAUCAGAAGAAGUUCCUCGUCUUCUGGCGAGAAACGCGGUACCAAAGAGAAAGAGGUAACCCAAUUCUUUCAUCAGGAGGUUAUGUCCGGCGUGAUUUACAUGGUCUGCAGAAAAAUACCGACAAUAGAAUACAAAGGAGUUCCGGAUAGUUUCGCGUUCGUCUUGGAAGCAUCCAUCUACCAGCCAGCCAUGGGAGAGUUCGAGUUUCGCGUGAAACUCGACAUGGACGAAUAUAACAUCACCCUCGGUGGACCAAUGGAUCCUGUCGGUCACGAAGGUGAAAUGGCGAUCGCGCCGAACAUGAGCAACGACUAUUUGUUGAUUCUGGGCAUGCUGCUCGGUGUAUUUUUACUCGGAGUAGUGGUAAUUAUCACCAUCCGGUGCAGGCACAACAGAUACAAACACGCCGAAGAGGAGAAACCGGAAACAACGCCGGCGGUAGGCGUGAUGCCUCUACCAAGACCUCCGGAUCAUUUGAUGCCAGCCACACCGCAUUUAAAACGUUUCGCCAACGAUCACAAUAGCGUGGCUGCCAGCACACCGUUACCGGUACUGCCUACGAUGACGUCCACGUUGCCUCAGUGCAAAGUGAUACCUCUCAGUCCUUUGGAGAGCAUCGCCGGCUCAGAGGUCGACGUUUCGGCCAAGUAUCCUUACGGGGUCGCGGAUGCCGACGAAUGGAGCAGCUUCGACACGUCCGACCUACCUUGUCAAUCGGCCGCGACGCAGAGGACCAACAACCCCUUACUGAGACGAAAUCAAUACUGGGUCUAGCAGAAGGAGGGCUGUUCGCGAUCGAUGCGGAACAGGCCGUAACAUACCCUUUUACCUUCGAGAAAGACUGUUUUUUUUACAUAAGUCGAUUACUAUGGUCAUAAUGUGCCUAAAGAUAAUAACUGACUAUGCGAUGGACGUAUAUACCGGAAGCCUCGAUUUUAUACCGAAACCUUGACGGAAACUCUUUUUUUCCCGCGAGCGUAUCGGACCGUUAACGUCUACUGAUCUCGAGGCGAAACUCUAUAUUAAACAAAUAUAGUUCGCGUAUAGAAGAUUUUCUAUACUCAGGGCCGCUUUAAACCCGGGAUUCCCUUAAGCGCAGUUUCUCCAUAACGAAGCCCUUUUAUCUUGAUCGCGGCAAGAACAUCUCCGAGCCUUGCGACUAACAGCUCGUUUCUUCGCUGCUGACGUCGGUGAUCACGCAUAAGACAAUCUCGUCUCUUUUGCUACAGUUUAAUCGUUAAUGUGGAAACGUUGUGCAUUGUUUUCUUCUUCUUACAUAUUCGAUUAAUCCAGGCUGCAUCCGUUACACUCUAUAACGUCGACAACUUUUACGUAUUUCGAUUAGAAAAAUUCGGAAAAUUCGGAAAAUUCGGAAAAUAUUGCAUAUCGGUAUCGAAACUGUUAGCUAAUAUGUAGUAAUGUAAAUAUUGUCCAUCGGUUAUCGAUGUAAGAUAAAGGAACGACCCGGUACAAUGUCAUUGCAGUAGUUGAACGAUUAACGUCAUUCUACACAAUCGCGAGUCGAGGAUCAGAGUUUCCAUCGCGUUUCUUGUUUUUCUUUUUUUACACCAAGUACUCGAACAAAAACGUCGAUUAUAUGUAUAUGUGUAUCGAAACUAGGAAAGGAGAUACAUUUUGCGCAAUCUUCGCCACGAUAUAGCGAGAUCGUAAAACUGUUCGAAUGCCGAGAGAUUUUAAGGGAGAGAGUUUAAGGACGAUAAAGGGAUCCUGAAAGUUUCGACUUCGUUGGACGUCGCUUAACAAGAAUUUCCAUUUACAACUUAGCUAUAUCGUGACGGAGAUCGUACCAAGUGAUUCGCGGUGAAUCGAGCUAGUGGCCACGAAUCUUUCGAAAUCUCGAACAAUUAGACUUACUAAAUGUAAAGAGAUACAAAAGUCGAAACUGUAUCAUCGAUUAUUAUUGGAUCGAAUGUGCCUAAGAGAUUACCGAAUCUUGUGUAAGAAUAUUUCCCACGAGGCCUGCACAGUGGCCAGUUCGCGGCCUUUCUUCUUCACUCGGCGUCGAAUCGAAAUGUUUCUACAUCGGUGUUCAUCCUUCGGGUAAUACCUUAACAAGAAUAAAAGAAUAAAGUAAAUCGUCGAAUCGCAGAGCCGGAACACCGAUGGUGUCACACGAAUAUUCAUUGAAAAGAAAAACCGGGAGCAUCUAAUCUAGAGACAUAAACCAAAAACGAAACAAUAUACAUACCUGUACGUAAAAUUUUGUAAAAAGAAUAGUAUUAUAAAGAUUAACUGACUAUUUCGGAUUUAUAUACGUAUACACACACGCGCGCGUAAAAAAUGUAUAAAAAUUAUUCGCAACUUUUUUAAGAAUGCAUAUACAUGUGCGUUCGAAGCAUACCAAUGCAACAGAAACACUCGAGUUAUCGCACAUAUCUUUUUGCGUGUUGCAAGCGUACUUUCUAUCGAUUCUGUAUCACAUACGUCGAUCUAUCGAAUUCUUACCGAUCGAGUUCAAAUCUUUCGUUCAAAUACAAAGAUAAUGUCGCAACUUUUUACUUUUGUUACGAAACAACGAAAAGAACGAUCUGUCACGAAUCACGAGCCACAAAAGUUCGAGUAUCUCUCGGAUACUCGGAUAAUUGAAGAAUUUUUCUUUAACCGAAUAUUUCAUAAAUUCAUGAUCACCCGGAUUACCCAUAAACUGACAGUUUUAAUUCGAACUCGAUAUCGAUUCGCUCGAUCUCUUCAGUAUUAUGACAAAUUUAAUAAAUCGCUCGCUAAUCUGUCAGUAAGUAUUUAACGUUGUAUCUCUUUUAGGCCUGCGCAAAUUCACAGUGACCUUAAUCAUGAUUUCGUUAAAACUUUAGAUACAACGUAAUGAUGAAAACGCUCUAAAAUCGAUGUUAAUAUAGCGAUAAUGAUAAUAAUAAACGACAGUUGUUAUUAUUAUUAUUAUUAUUAUUAUAUGUACAUGUAUGUAUAAAUAUAUGACAUAUGUACACUACGCGGCAUAGAAAACACUGUUUCGCAAAUUCAUAAUAUAUUAUAAUUAUUAAUGUAAUAGUUUCGAUCGUGUGAUGAAACAGGAUAAGAAAAUCGUGUGUUAAUAAUUAACGAAUACGUAUAAUAGAAAAGUUAGGCUUUUUUACAUCCCCGAAGUGAACGGAUCCGAGUGCCAAACUUCUAUAUCGUGUAAUAUAGUUAUAUAGGAUUGUAUUUUCCCUGCCGACUGAAUGCCAUUACUCUUGUAAUUCAAAUAAAUUAAAUGUGCGAUGUUAUAUAAAGAAAACGUGCCAUCAGUAACACGAAAUUACCCGUUCAUUAUUAAUUUAUACAAUAUGUAACUAUUCAACAAUAAAUUUUCUCAAAAAAUUUAUCAAAAAAAUUGCUAAACAUUAUGUUUUAAAUAUAUAUGUAUACUAUGUAUAUUAUAUUUCAAGAAUUUCAUUCAGCACUUUACGGAAAAACAUACAUUAUUAACAAUUCGAUAUUCCGA
Messenger RNA from Megachile rotundata (alfalfa leafcutting bee), 12981 nucleotides. RefSeq names its product chondroitin sulfate proteoglycan 4-like protein (gene kon). Gene Ontology annotation, biological process: anatomical structure morphogenesis. Lineage: Eukaryota; Metazoa; Arthropoda; Insecta; Hymenoptera; Megachilidae. The record is from RefSeq and is a predicted model, not a curated record.